GCUCCCGACCGUUUCUCCUCCCAUCACCCCACGAACGGAUUCCGCCCUUUAGCUCCCCGUUUCAUAAUCUUCCCCAAUCCGUAACAAUCAAGGUAGGGCGGGCGCCCUAGCUUGCCCUACUGGGUCCUCUGCCCGUGAGUAGCAGCAUGGCCGACCCAGGAGUCGAGCAGCGUGCGGCGCUGCUUGCCGCCGCCUCCGUCUUCCCUCUCCCCGACGGCGCGAGGUUCUCCUACGGGACGGCGGGGUUCCGCGCCGAGGGAAGCACCAUGGCCCCCGCGGUGUGCCGUGCCGGGAUUGUGGCGGCGCUGCGCUCUCUGAAGCUUGGCGGUGCUUCUGUCGGGCUGGUCAUCACGGCGUCGCACAACCCCGUGGGCGAUAACGGCGUCAAGAUCGUGGACGCCGAUGGGGGCAUGAUGUCGCAGGCCUGGGAGCCUUUCUCCGACGCCCUCGCCAAUGCGCCCAGCCCCGAGGCCCUUGUCGAGCUGGUUCUUCAGUUUGCGAAAGAUGAGGGGAUUACACUUGGUGGAGGUCCCUCGGCACAAGUUCUGCUGGCAAGAGACACGAGGCCUACUGGAGAAUACCUCCUUGACGCUGCAGUGAAAGGGAUAAAUGCAAUAAUAGGUGCAACUGCACUUGAUAUGGGGAUCCUGACAACUCCGCAGCUGCAUUGGAUGGUUCGGAGCAAAAACAAAUCCUUGAAAGCUUCGGAAGAAGAUUAUUUUACACAAGUUACAGAAUCAUUCAGACAUUUGUUGGAAUUAGUCCCUGAUGAUAAAUAUGGUGAUGAGCUGAACAAGAAACUAAUUGUGGAUGGUGCAAAUGGUAUUGGUGGCCUAAAGCUUGAAGAAAUAAAGACUAAGCUUACUGGAUUACAUAUUCAUGUGAAGAAUUCAGGUAAAGAAGGAGAAGGAAUACUUAAUGAGAGUUGUGGCGCUGACUUUGUUCAAAAGGAGAAGGUUCUUCCUCUUGGGUUUGGCCCUGAAGAUAUUGAUGUCAGGUGUGCAAGUUUUGACGGAGAUGCAGAUAGACUUGUUUAUUUUCGUAUUACAUCACCUGGCAACACUACGAUUGAUCUUGUUGAUGGUGAUAAGAUAUUAUCACUAUUUGUCCUAUUUAUCAGAGAACAGCUAGAUGCUAUCAACGGGAAAGACAAUCAAGAGAACAAAGUACUGCCUACAAGGUUUGGUGUAGUUCAAACUGCUUAUGCAAAUGGAGCAUCAACAGAAUUUCUCAAGAACCUUGGUCUUGAAGUUGCCUUCACUUCAACAGGAGUGAAAUAUCUCCACAAGAAAGCUCUAGAAUAUGAUAUUGGUAUUUAUUUUGAAGCCAAUGGACAUGGGACAGUGCUAUUCUCUGAUGAGUUUAUCUCACGGCUUGAGUCUUUGACUACUAAGCUUUCUUCAAUAGCUACAGGUUCUGCACAACACCAAGCUGCCUUGAGAUUGUUGGCAACAAGUCAGUUGAUUAAUCAAGCAGUAGGUGAUGCUCUAAGUGGAAUGCUUUUGGUAGAGGCUGUUUUACAGCACAAGAGAUGGUCAUUCCAGAACUGGUGUGACCUAUAUACUGAUCUGCCAAGUAAACAACUCAAGGUAAAAGUUAAAGAUCGAACUUCUAUUGUUACAACUGAUGCAGAAAGAAGAGUUUGCCAGCCGUCUGGCUUGCAAGAAUUGAUAGAUACGGAAGUUGCCAAUUACUGUCAUGGGCGAUGCUUUGUGCGGCCAUCAGGAACUGAGGACGUGGUACGAGUAUACGCAGAGGCAUCUACUAUGGAAGCAUGUGACAUCCUUGCAAAAUCUGUGGCACAACAUGUCGAGCGCAUUCUCGGGUGAUAGGAGAAACCACACAUGAUGACCGGGAUGCGAGGACAAAGCAUGCUUUACUAAACCAUGAGCCUCGCCAUUAGAUUUCCUAUUUUCAUGGCAUUCCAGCACCUCAUCAAAAAGCUUCAUAUGAUCUCUGAUCUCCAAGAUGACUGCAGUACUCUCUGCCAAGCCAAAAUGAAAUGCAUGACAAUGAGUAUUUUCUUGCUCCCACAUCAUGUGCCAGCGCUAGCCUCGAGUUUUGAAGGCUCGAUUAUGUCUCCAGGAGGAUCAGGAUCAGUGCUGAAGCACCAUUGUAUGCUCCAUCUUCAGUGCGACACAGUGCAGAUGACCCGCCCCAAUUAAUCGCCAUAUCUGUUCUUCAUUGAGAUUUGAGAGUUUGAGAACCGAAAGGAUUGAUCCAACGCAGCUUGUAUUGAUUGCAUUAGUGUACAUUCAUUGGAUUGUACAGAACUAACAUAUACACAAUCUAGCCAUGUAGAAAGUGGAGCGAUAUACAAUGCUCCAUGUACACAAGACUGGCGCAAGACCAGGGCAAACUAAGUGGACCUGGACAGUGUCGUGCUCGCUUACACCCACCGCAGACUCAGCGUCGUCGCCAGAUAUGAUGCUAAGGCUCAGGCUGGUAUGUUAUGAUGUCUACAAACUGCUGCGACGCUGGCUCAUGAAGAACUUGGACAUGAUGAAGGAAAACAUUCUCUCGUACAAAAUGGAUGUCCAGCUCGACAUGCUUCGUAAUGAUGUAGAAGUUUUGGUGACGAGAUAGAAGGAACAAAUGUUGCGAAGACACAAUGAAGCUCAAUGGCACAAUGAAGCUCGCCAGGUAAUUGUUGAAGCCAUGUAAACUCGCGGACAGCAUUGGCAACAGCUAUGUAUUCGGCUUCCUGCUAGAACGCGACACUACCGGCUGGUGCUCGGAAGACCAAGGAAACAAUAGAACUGGCAAAUAUAGACACUGUAGCCAAAAGUGGAACGACGUGCAUCGGAACACCUGGCCUAGUUAGCGUUUCUGUAGGCGACGAUAGGAUAAAUCGGCUACUUUUGGGGUCUCUCUCCCAGAUUCGAAUUUUGACUCCACGUGACCGGUUUUCUUCAGGACUUUUACAUGUCAAUAAAAUAAGCAUGGAUUAAUCCAUUUUUUUUCCUA
Brachypodium distachyon (stiff brome) is the source of this 2967-nucleotide messenger RNA. Its product is annotated as phosphoacetylglucosamine mutase. Gene Ontology annotation, biological process: carbohydrate metabolic process; UDP-N-acetylglucosamine biosynthetic process. The record is from RefSeq and is a predicted model, not a curated record. Lineage: Eukaryota; Viridiplantae; Streptophyta; Magnoliopsida; Poales; Poaceae. The coding region runs from base 147 to 1829 and encodes 560 amino acids. The transcript has 9 exons. Gene Ontology annotation, molecular function: magnesium ion binding; phosphoacetylglucosamine mutase activity.